AUGGCAUUUCUGGCGCUUUGGCUUUUUUUUUCGUCUAUAUUGUCUUUCCUCCUCUUCGUUGUUCUGCUUGCUUGCUUCCCCUUUGAAAAUUUGUACAUUUACGCAAUGUGA
Molecule: messenger RNA, 111 nt
Organism: Plenodomus lingam JN3
Lineage: Eukaryota; Fungi; Ascomycota; Dothideomycetes; Pleosporales; Leptosphaeriaceae
Source: RefSeq, a predicted model, not a curated record